AAAUGCCAGCCUGGCUUUCAUUUGUCCGUUUAAUAUUCCGGCCCCACCUAAAAAGUAAAGUUUACUCCAAAUUCCCAAUUUUGCCCCUCUCUUCAUCUCAAAGCCUUCGUCUUCCUAUUCUUCCUCCAAAUUCCCCUAAUGGCCUUUUUGGUUUUACUCUUCUUCCUUGCCGUCACGCUACGGUUCCCAUCGACGGUGGUAUCCGGCGAGUUGCCGGUUUUCAGAGAAGCACCGGCAUUCCAAAACGGCUGGGAAUGUCAACGGACGAUGAAGCCUUCCGUUAUCCAUAUCGCCAUGACUUUGGACGCUACCUAUCUCCGAGGAUCAGUAGCGGGAGUGUUUUCAGUACUUCAGCACUCAUCCUGCCCGGAGAACAUAGUGUUCCACUUCAUCGUCACGCACCGUCGUUUAGAGCUACGACGCAUCAUCACUACUACAUUUCCUUACCUGAACUUCCAUCUCUACCAUUUUGAUUCAAAUCUUGUAAGAGGGAAGAUCACCUACUCAAUUCGACGAGCUCUAGAUCAGCCAUUGAAUUACGCGAUAAUGUACUUAGCAGAACUAUUACCAGUCGCGGUUAAUCGAAUCAUCUACUUCGAUUCAGAUCUGGUAGUGGUGGACGACGUAGCGAAGCUAUGGAAGAUAAAUUUAGGGAAUCACGUGUUGGGAGCGCCGGAGUAUUGCCAUGCGAAUUUUACGAACUACUUCACGGCGAAAUUUUGGGUGAAUUCAGAAUAUGCGGCGGCGUUUGAAGGGCGGAGAGCGUGUUAUUUCAACACGGGGGUGAUGGUGAUCGAUUUGGGGAAAUGGAGGGAAGGGAAAUACACGGAGAGGCUGGAUAAAUGGAUGAGGAUUCAGAAGAAGAACAGAAUUUAUGAACUGGGAUCGUUGCCUCCAUUUUUGCUUGUUUUUGCAGGGGAUGUUGAAGGAGUUGAGCAUCGAUGGAACCAACAUGGGUUGGGUGGGGAUAAUUUGAAAGGGGUUUGUAGGGAUCUUCAUCCUGGUCCGGCGAGUUUACUCCAUUGGAGUGGAAAGGGGAAGCCAUGGUUGAGAUUAGAUGCUAAGAAGCCUUGUCCACUUGAUAGUUUGUGGGCUCCUUAUGAUCUUUCUCGUCAUUCUUCUCUGUUUUCUGAUAAUUGAAGUUGCCGGAAGGGAAAAGGUCGCUGCCAAUGCCGCCGGUGACGGUGGUUGAUGUAAAAAUGGAUUCGUUUUUGUCAAGAAGCUACAAAUUUUUUUAAUUUUUGAGGUUGAAUGUUCUUUUGUGAUGUAAUUUAGAUUGAAUCAGUUGAUUGUAGUCGACUAAGAAUUAUAAAGUUGAUAUUAUUAUUAUUGAACAUCAAACGUUUAGACAA
Cucumis melo (muskmelon) is the source of this 1352-nucleotide messenger RNA. RefSeq names its product probable galacturonosyltransferase-like 3. The record is from RefSeq and is a predicted model, not a curated record. The transcript has a single exon. Gene Ontology annotation, molecular function: glycosyltransferase activity. Gene Ontology annotation, cellular component: Golgi apparatus. NCBI's taxonomy places the organism in Eukaryota, Viridiplantae, Streptophyta, Magnoliopsida, Cucurbitales, Cucurbitaceae. The coding region runs from base 139 to 1140 and encodes 333 amino acids.